Messenger RNA from Pelobates fuscus (common spadefoot toad), 3686 nucleotides. It is a transcript of the gene CHERP, whose product is annotated as calcium homeostasis endoplasmic reticulum protein. The record is from RefSeq and is a predicted model, not a curated record. Gene Ontology annotation, biological process: intracellular calcium ion homeostasis; RNA processing. Lineage: Eukaryota; Metazoa; Chordata; Amphibia; Anura; Pelobatidae. Gene Ontology annotation, molecular function: RNA binding. Bases 166 to 2982 code for a protein of 938 amino acids. Gene Ontology annotation, cellular component: perinuclear region of cytoplasm. The transcript is spliced from 19 exons.
UUCCUUUCCUUUACCCCUUCGCGUUCCAGCGAUGGUGACGGAGAAAAGCCGUGUUCCAAGCCCGUGUUUUGCGACACAUCCGCUUUCAGUGUGCUAGUGGCGGUGGCGCUUGCUUGGAGGGUUUUGCUUUCCGAGGCUGAUACGGUGCAGGCCCAAGCCUUAGCCAUGGAGGUCCCUUUACCCCCAGACGAUCAGGAAUUGCGUAAUGUCAUUGACAAACUGGCUCAGUUCGUGGCUCGGAAUGGACCUGAAUUUGAGAAUAUGACUAUGGAAAAGCAGAAAGACAACCCAAAGUUUUCGUUCCUUUUUGGAGGAGAAUUCUACAACUACUACAAAUGUAAACUUGCUCUGGAACAGCAGCAACUUCUGUGCAAGCAGGCUCAGGACUUGGAGCCCAAAGCACAAAUUGCCACCAUCACUACUAUACCCACCAUCCCACCACCUACAUUACCUCCACCUCCUACUCUUGUAGUACCACCACAGGGUGCCCCACCAAUUGAGGAUCUUAUUCAGCAGAGCCAGUGGAAUGUCCAACAGCAGGAACAGCAACUCCUCUCAAUUAGACAGGAGCAAAUCACAUCUGCAGUGGCACAUGCAGCUGAACAACAGAUGCAGAAUCUUCGAGAAGAGACCCAACUUGAUAUGACUGAAUUUGACAACUUGCUGCAGCCCAUAAUUGACACCUGCACAAAGGAUGCAAUAUCUGCUGGAAAGAACUGGAUGUUCAGCAAUGCAAAGUCUCCACAGCACUGUGAGCUAAUGGCUGGACAUCUCCGCAACCGCAUCACAGCGGAAGGGGCACACUUUGAAUUGCGAUUACACCUAAUCUAUUUGACCAACGACGUGCUGCAUCAUUGUCAGCGAAAACAGGCACGGGAGCUGCUAGCUGCCCUUCAGAAAGUAGUUGUUCCCAUCUAUUGUACCAGCUUCCUAGCAGUGGAGGAGGAUAAGCAGCAGAAGAUUGCACGGCUGCUUCAACUCUGGGAAAAAAAUGGAUACUUUGAUGAAGCCACAAUCCAGCAAUUACAGAGCCCUGCACUUGGAUUAGGACAGCAUCAGGCUGCUUUAUUAGCUGAAUAUUCAAAUGUGGUUCAGCCUAUACUUGUAGCCUUCCAGCAGCAGAUCCAAACCUUAAAGACCCAACAUGAAGAGUUUGUGACUGGACUGAAACAGCAACAGCAGCAAAUACAGAUUGCUGUAAUGGAGCCUAUUCCAGAGCCCCCAGCUCCACCACCAGCCCCUGCCCCUGCUCCUGCUCCUGCUCAAGUGGCACCUCCAGAGGAAGUGCAACCUGCCAUAACUCCAGCUGAAUUUGAAUCUCCUCCUCCUGGCAAUGUACAAGAUCCCACUACUGGAGGGACUCGAGGCCCAGCUCCCCACGAGCAGAUCCCUCCUAACAAACCACCUUGGUUUGAGCAGCCACAGCCCAUUGCGCCCUGGGGUCAACAACAGUCGUGUGAACAACCACCUUUUCCUCACCAUCCAGCUCCACCUCACUGCCCACCAUGGAAUAAUAGCCAUGAAGGCAUGUGGAAUGAGCAACGGGAUCCAAAUUGGAACAAUGAACCUGAACCAGCAUGGAACAGUCAACGAGAACCACCAUGGAACAAUCAGUUUGAUGCUCCUUGGAGCAAUCAGCAUGAACAGCCGCCCUGGGGUGGUGGAGGGGCACAAAGAGAUCCUCACUUUAGAAUGCAGCGUCCACCUCAUUUCCGAGGACCUUUCCCACCUCAUCAACAACAUCCACCUCAAUUUAAUCAGCCUCCUCAUCCCCAUAACUUCAAUCGUUUCCCACCACGUUUUAUGCAGGAAGACUUUCCUCCUCGACAUCCAUUUGAGAGACCACCGUUCCCUCAUCGAUUUGAUUAUCCUCAGGGUGAAUUCCCUGCAGACAUGGGUCCACCCCACCACCACCAGGGCCACAGGAUGCCACAUCCCAAUAUGAAUGAACAUCCACCAUGGGGAGGACCGCAGCACCAAGAUUUUGGUCCACCACCACAUGGAUUUAAUGGACAACCACCUCACAUGCGCAGGCAGGGUCCUCCACAUGUCAAUCAUGAUGACCCUAGCUUGGUGCCCAAUGUGCCCUAUUUUGAUCUACCUGCUGGGCUAAUGGCCCCUCUUGUGAAGCUGGAAGACCAUGAAUACAAACCUCUUGAUCCCAAGGAUAUCCGCCUUCCUCCUCCAAUGCCCCCAAGUGACAGACUUUUAGCUGCUGUUGAGGCAUUUUACAGCCCCCCCUCUCAUGACAGACCCCGAAACAGUGAGGGCUGGGAGCAGAAUGGUCUGUAUGAAUUUUUCCGAGCUAAAAUGAGGGCCCGUAGGAGGAAAGGACAGGACAAAAGAAACAGUCGGCAGUCAAGAUCACAAAGCCGAUCUAAAAGUCGUGGCCACUCUUCAUCUCGUUCCAAUUCAAGAUCUUCCAAGUCUUCACGGUCCUAUUCCGGAUCUCGUUCUGGCUCCCGCUCCCGCUCCAGAUCCUACUCUAGGUCUAGAUCAAGGAGUGGAAGUCGGUCUCGCUCUUCUCGCAGCCGGUCAAGAUCAAGAUCCAGGUCUAAAUCUUUCUCACCUAGUAGGCGACCUAGAUCUAGAUCUCGCAGUGCCACUCCUCCUUCCUCUUCAGGUUUAGGUUCUGGAUCAGGAGCACCUUUGCCCACUAUCCGUCUAGGAGAGGAGAACAAAGGCCACCAAAUGCUAGUUAAAAUGGGGUGGAGUGGCGCAGGGGGACUUGGUGCAAAUGAGCAGGGAAUCCAAGACCCUAUAAAAGGCGGAGACAUCCGUGACAAGUGGGACCAGUACAAGGGAGUAGGGGUAUCCCUGGAUGACCCUUAUGAAAAUUACCGCAGAAACAAAAGUUACUCCUUUAUCGCCCGUAUGAAAGCUAGGGAUGAGAAUUUUAAAGCAGGUGGUCCGUUUCCCCCAGGUGCAGCCCCCCCAGGCAAUAUGAAACGAGAGGGUCCAGAACCUCCUGCACAGGAAUGAAACAACCCAAGACUUAAAAUCUGAAAUUUUUUGGUUUUGUGUGUUUUUACCCAUCUGAUGAUUCAUGGAGCAAGGAUUAAUAAGGAGGGGAGGGAUUUUUAGGAAUUGCCAAGCCCUUGAUCACUUGAAUGUGUCUCCAUGUCAACAAUAAAAAUGUAAAAGGUAAUCAUUUCAUCUUCAGCAAGCUCUGGGAAGAUUAAUAUUCUGAAUUCAAGUAAAUUUGCUGGCCUCCUAUACAUACUCAUGCAGAAAGGAAGAUGAACUCAUGGCAAAAUUCUACAGAUUGUUUGGGAGAAACAACCUACAAUGUGGAAAGCAGCUGUUCUAUGUAAUCUGCAGGAUUUGUUUACCAACAACAACUCCACCGAACUCAAGGCAGUGGAUUUCCAAGCUCCUCUUCAAAACACACUUUUUUUAAUUUAAUCUAUAUUGAAAGAUGACAUUUAGUUGAGAAGCCCUAUUUUAAAGGGUAAACUAUACAGUUCUCAUUGUUUUCAGUAAAAGCGCUGUUCUUAAUGAUUUAUAACAUUUGGAAUCUGUGAUGUAGGUGAGAACAUUUAAGCUGAUCCCCCAUGGGUUCCGCUCAUAGCUGUAUCUGUGACUAGCUUGCAGGUUAAAAGGUUUGAUAGUACAGCUUUUGUUUUUGUAUGUGAGCAUCCUUCCUUUCACACAAUCUCUUUUGUAAAGUAAAGUGGUUAUUACUA